Messenger RNA from Saccharomyces mikatae IFO 1815, 888 nucleotides. RefSeq names its product Erj5p (gene ERJ5). The transcript has a single exon. Gene Ontology annotation, cellular component: endoplasmic reticulum membrane. Gene Ontology annotation, biological process: protein folding. Lineage: Eukaryota; Fungi; Ascomycota; Saccharomycetes; Saccharomycetales; Saccharomycetaceae. The record is from RefSeq and is a predicted model, not a curated record. The coding region runs from base 1 to 888 and encodes 295 amino acids.
AUGAAGGGCUACUGGAAACCAGCGUUGCUUAUACUGGGCUUUGUUUCAUUUGUAUAUGCUUUUACUACCAUUGAAACAGAAAUUUUCCAAUUGCAAAAUGAAAUAAGUACAAAAUAUGGCUCAGAAAUGAACUUUUACAAGUUUUUAAAGCUACCCAAAUUGCAGCAAUCUAAUUCAAAGGAAAUUACCAAGAAUUUGAGAAAGCUGUCUAAGAAGUACCACCCGGAUAAGAAUCCCAAGUACCGCAAAUUGUAUGAAAGAUUGAACUUGGCUACUCAAAUUCUUUCCAAUAGCUCCAAUCGUAAGAUUUAUGAUUAUUAUUUGCUAAAUGGGUUUCCGAACUAUGAUUUUCAUAAGGGUGGGUUUUAUUUUACGAGAGUGAAACCCAAAACGUGGUUUGUGCUGGCUUUCAUUUGGAUAGUCAUCAACAUUGGGCAGUAUAUCAUUUCUAUUAUACAGUAUCGUUCUCAAAGAUCUAGAAUUGAAAACUUUAUCGACCAAUGUAAACAGCAAGAUAACACUAAUGGACUAGGUGUUAAACAAUUGACAUUUAAGCAGAAUGAAGAGGAUGAAGGGAAGAAUUUGGUUGUAAGGUUUAGCGACGUCUACGUUAUGGAGCCUGACGGAAGUGAAACUCUAAUCUCACCGGAUACUUUGGACAAACCUUCAGUAAAGAAGUGUUGGUUUUGGAAAAUACCUGCCUCCAUUUGGAACAUUACAUUGGGUAGAUUUGUUAGCGAUACGGAAGAGGAAGAGAUAUUGAAGGAUAAUAAAAAAUUUGAUGGGGAGCACGUAAAAAAAGGAAACACAGUGAAAAGGAGAUCUGCGAAGAAAGGUCAGAAGAAAAUGGAAUUGCCUAAUGGCAAAGUAAUCUAUUCACGCAAGUGA